Botrytis fragariae is the source of this 1173-nucleotide messenger RNA. RefSeq lists its product as uncharacterized. The coding region runs from base 1 to 1173 and encodes 390 amino acids. Lineage: Eukaryota; Fungi; Ascomycota; Leotiomycetes; Helotiales; Sclerotiniaceae. The record is from RefSeq and is a predicted model, not a curated record. The transcript has a single exon.
AUGGAUAACGACGGCAUAAUACGCAAUUACAACACGAAUCACUUCCUUGAACCACUUAGAAAUGUUACAACAGCUGCAGAAGAAGGUAGCGAUGUCGAUAUUUCAUUCACGAGCCUAGUUAAGCAUAUACCUCUCCACCGAACUUCUCGAGAUGAGUUGAAGAGAGUCAAGCCCAUCCGUUACGCCGAUGAUUCUGAAUUGGAAAGAAUCUGUAGCUGGCCCGAAACAUACACAAGAGAACAUCAGAUUGCGGAUCUAUCAUGGCACGACGAGGUAGAAUAUGCGAUGACGGCAGACGACUUCUUCGACCGCGCACCAUCCACCAAUAGUUGCUUGAUAUCUGCAAGUCAAAAGAAGUCUUCAGAUUCUUUGAGUAUUGGCAAUGGCAAAAAACUUGAUACAUUUACUUGUUUUCCGCGUCUCCCUCCAGAAUUGCGCUUGAGAAUUUGGAGAACGAUGGCCUUUGUGCCUCGCGUUAUUGCCUUGCAAGAGCGCUCAGUUCAUAACGCAACACACAAAAGAUCAGUCUGUAUACAAACAACAAACGCUGCUGCCAAAGUACUCCAAAUUCAUCACGAAUCUCGUACGGAAGCUUUAAAAUUCCACAAACCUUCUUUUGGAAUUCGGGUACAUCACUUUAAAACAACAGAUUAUUCCGUUCACGAAACGCCUAUCGUCGAUGAACUCAUCAUUCAUGCAAAUUUUCAAGCAGAUACAAUAUAUUACGACAAAUGGUAUAUUCAAUUUCAAAUUGAACCACCUGUACAAGAACUUCCUAGUUCUCCGUACAUGAGUAGCCAUUUGAGAGAGAUAUCUAAGUCUGCACACAGUGCUGCUUUUAAUAUCAGUCAUCCAACCUCAAGAAAUUGCUUUUCCAUUAUCAACAAAUUGAUUAGGGACUGUACCGCCCUAGAAGAAGUCUUGCUUGUUGUUAGAAUCAAAAAUAUCCCAUCAGAUCGUACAUCCUCUGGGCACUUGGAGUUGAUGGAAUCAAACAAAAAUGAAGCUCAGGUUUGCUACGAGAGAUAUAUUGGGGUGUUCAUCGAGCUGUGUGACGAAGUAGAUAAGUAUCAUCAAAACAUCUAUAAUGGGGCCAGCAAGGCAAACAUAGGACGACCUGGAGGCCCCAGAGUCAGAGCUGUUGGAUUGAUGAGGGACGGUGUACGAAUUUGA